This is a messenger RNA of Tilletiopsis washingtonensis, 1100 nucleotides long. RefSeq names its product winged helix DNA-binding domain-containing protein. Lineage: Eukaryota; Fungi; Basidiomycota; Exobasidiomycetes; Entylomatales. The record is from RefSeq and is a predicted model, not a curated record. Bases 36 to 857 code for a protein of 273 amino acids. Gene Ontology annotation, cellular component: ESCRT II complex. Gene Ontology annotation, biological process: protein transport to vacuole involved in ubiquitin-dependent protein catabolic process via the multivesicular body sorting pathway. The transcript has a single exon.
GCUCUCCCGCCCGCCGCUCCGCGUGCGCAGAGGUCAUGCGUCGCGGGCCCGGCCUUGCGGCGCUUGAGCGCUCGGCGCACUCGACGCAGGCCUACGGCGCCCUCUCCUCCGACCUCUCCUCUGCCUCGCUCGCCGAGCUGCGCGCACAGCUGGCCUCCUUCUCCUCCGCGCUGCGCGACUUUGCCGCUUCGCAUCGCGCCGAGAUUCUCUCGAGCCACGAUGCCUCCUUUCGGCAGUCCUUCCAGCAGAUGUGUGCUGCGCUGGGCGUCGACCCGCUCGCCAGCACGUCGCGCGGCGGCGGCGGAGGAGUGUGGGAGGCCUUGGGGCUGGGCGAGUGGACGUAUGCGCUGGCGGUGCAGAUUGUCGAUGUGGCCGUGAGCACGCGGGCACUCAACGGCGGCCUCAUCGACAUUCACGAUCUCUGCGUCGCCGUCACGCGGCUGCGCACGGGCAAGACGCCCGCGACGCAGGCCGAGGCCGGCAUCUCGCCCGACGACGUGGCGCGCGCACUCAAGACGCUCAAGCCGCUCGGCGCUGGCUACGAACUCGUCGCGCUGGGCAAGCGCACCUUUGUGCGCACGCUCCCGGCUGCCCUAGAUGAGAGCGCAGGAGUGCUGCUGGCGCUCUUGGCGACGCCGCCGACACACAUCCCGCGCGACGCAGCCGGACUGCCGUACCUCGACAUGCACGCCCUCCUGCCCGCCGUACCGAGCAUGCUCAAAGGCGAAUGGACCUUCGAGCGUGCCGAACGCGCGCUCGACGAGGUCUGCAAUGCCCAGGGUCUCCUCUGGCUCGACGACGGCGCGCCGCAGCGACGCUACUACUCCCUCGCAGCCGUGCAUAUGGCGCUCGAAUGACACGAGACUGCCCUCGAGCUGCGAGUCCGGGGGAUGGGUAGAUGUGUUGCAGGAGUGGAGAGAAAGAGGACAGAUCAUGCGGUGGUCGUGCGUGUGUUGAGAGAGGGAGGAUGCUGUGGGGGAGACGGCAGACGGGAGGCGCGAGGAGGGUGGGAUGGACGAUGUGGCGACAGACUACAGCAUGGCGCGGCACAUCGGACACGUCGAUGAGCCCGAGGAGACGACCCACUUGACCAGGCAGCU